Messenger RNA from Colias croceus (clouded yellow), 1290 nucleotides. RefSeq lists its product as uncharacterized. The transcript has 11 exons. Bases 1 to 1290 code for a protein of 429 amino acids. NCBI's taxonomy places the organism in Eukaryota, Metazoa, Arthropoda, Insecta, Lepidoptera, Pieridae. The record is from RefSeq and is a predicted model, not a curated record.
AUGGAUGAUACUCUAGGAUUCAAUGAACAGGAAAAAAAGUCGGAUGAUUGGAUUUUUGGGGACACAGAAGACAGCACUAUAUCAGUGUCGUCAACGUCACGGGCUCUUCAACAGAAUCAUGAUUUGCACGUUAUAUCUAAGAAUGAAAUCCAGUCAGAUCGGCCAAUGAUCCAUGCAACGAAAUGGGAAGUACUAGCGUACUACAGAGGUUUUGCGACUGGUCCAACAAAAACACAAUUCUUGUGUAUGCAACAGGAGAAUUUUAAAACAUAUCUCUGGUUCUAUCUAUCCAACGUGUUAUGUAAAACAUUAACAACUACAUAUAUCUAUGUAUUCUUUAGUGUGUACGCUCCGGACAGUCAUUUCUUUAUUUCGAAGAUGCAGCCUAUAGCUUAUGGUUCAACAAUAGCAUUUAUAAUAACGGCAAUUCUGCAAUUAGUCGUAUUUAUACAUAAUACAACAGUGUAUUUGGAUUACCUUAUUCAAGGAGUUUUGUUUAAGAGUCCAUUGAACAGUUUCAUACAUUUAUGCGCAGUUUACUUUGAGACGGGCUUCAAACAUUAUCCAUCGUAUGGACAAGAACUAAUUGAAUUGUUACAGAUAACGGACAUAGAUUUAUUAUCUGAGUCGACGACAGCGCCACCUGUGAUUCAUGUUCUAUCAUCAAGAUCUAUAAGAGAGAUCAAACCGAUACAAGAUAGUUCUCUAAUUGUAACAUCAAAUGCAAUUUUCAACAUAUUCAGAGGAUUCGUGUCGUUAAUGGAGGUUCUUAUAAUAUUCUACAUGUAUCCAAUGGGCAGGCUUGUGGAUGAUCUGACGUUUUUCUCUGGUGUCAGACCGACUAAGUUGAGAGUUAUUACGUUUUGGAUUACACCCGUUUUUUAUACGAUAAAGAUCUACAUCAUGAUGGAGGGAUACUUCGGAGUUUCGAGCCUGGCCUAUCUAUCCGAGGACUAUCCAUUUUACGGAGAACUUAUUUACUUUCUAGCGAUACCAAUGGUAUUGGGAGCUUUGUAUGCGAUAUAUAAAUACGUGUUUAAAUUUAAAAUGGGCUUCCAGCAAUUGUUUAAGCCGCUACCAAACUGGGGUCCAAGGGAUUUUCUUAUAAGGCGAUUGAGGAAGCUAUAUGAUUCUCGUGUCUACAUCGGAUCUCGAGCUCCCCGUGAGCUCAGUAGUUACCUCUUCGAGAAAGCCGAUCUUAACGCAUACAAGCUGGACAUACGAUACGAUACGAUAUCGCGUCGGUCGACACGUGGUGAAGUACAUUUGGAACACGAAAAGCAUGUUUGA